Molecule: messenger RNA, 507 nt
Organism: Pichia kudriavzevii
Lineage: Eukaryota; Fungi; Ascomycota; Pichiomycetes; Pichiales; Pichiaceae
Exons: 1
Coding region: 1-507 (168 amino acids)
Biological process (GO): cytoplasmic translation; ribosomal large subunit assembly
Cellular component (GO): cytosolic large ribosomal subunit; ribosome
Molecular function (GO): RNA binding; structural constituent of ribosome
Source: RefSeq, a predicted model, not a curated record
AUGUCUGCUGUUCAAGACCAAAAGGUUCCAAAGCAAACCAGAAAGACUGCUAGACCUCACAAAUUAAGACCUUCUCUUGUUCCAGGUACCGUUUUAAUCCUUUUAGCCGGUAGAUUCAGAGGCAAAAGGGUUGUUUACUUAAAACAUUUGGAAGACAAUACCCUUUUAGUCUCCGGUCCUUUCAAGGUGAAUGGUGUUCCAUUGAGAAGAGUUAACGCAAGAUACGUCAUUGCAACUUCUACUCAAAUUGACAUUUCAGCUCUCGAUUUGUCCAAAUUCGAUGUUGCCUACUUUGCAAGAGAGAAGGUCUCCUCUAAGAAAUCCGAAAAGGAUUUUUUCGGUGAAGGUGCUCCAAAAAAGGAAAUCAGAUCCGAGAGAAUUGAAGAUCAAAAGGUUGUUGAUAAGACUUUAAUCUCCGAAAUCAAGAAAACCCCAUUACUUAAACAAUACUUAGCCUCGUCUUUCUCAUUAAAAUCCGGUGAUAAACCACAUGAAAUGAAAUUUUAA